AUGACAUGGCGCUAAUAACACAAAUCAACUUAAGCCUUCACCCCAGUUCAAUAAAAAUUCUGUCUCUAGAUUUCUAAUGAUUUAGUUGCAGAAUGGAUUCCCUCCCUUAUGCAAACUCCAUCGCUGCUGGAUUAUUCACAAUAAUCAUCGUGUCCUAUUACUUAUCACGAAGAUGGAGAGCUGCCGAUUCCACGGGCUCCCCACCUGAAGCCAAGGGUGCGUGGCCUAUAUUGGGUCACCUUUCUUUGUUAGGAGGCUCCACACCUCCUCACAUAACUUUGGGAGCCAUGGCGGACAAGUACGGACCCAUUUUCACCAUCCGAAUUGGCGUCUAUCCGUCGUUGGUGAUAAGCAGCAGUGAGAUCGCAAAAGAAUGCUUCACAACCAAUGACUUGAGCCUAAACUCGCGCCCAAAGAUGGCGGCUGUAGAGCACAUUGGCUACAACUACGCCAUGUUUGGGUUCGGACCAUCUGGACCCUAUUGGCGAGAAAUUCGCAAGAUCGUCACGUUGGAGUUGCUCUCAAUCCGGAAGGUUGAGCUGCUCAAGCACAUUCGAGUAUUGGAAGUGACUACUUUCUUGGAAGAAUUGCACAAAACUUGGAGUACAAGACAAAAGGAGGGCUCGAAUGAUGGAGUGGUUGUAGAGCUGAAGCAAUGGUUUGGGGACAUGACGCUGAACGUGCUUGUCAGAAUGGUGAACGGAAAGCGGUAUUCAGUAGCUGCCGAUGAGGAUGAGAAGAAAGAAGCGCGUAGGGUUCAGAAUGCAUUGAGGGAGUUUUUUCAUUAUGCGGGGCUGUUUUUGGUGGGUGAUGCGGUUCCUUAUCUGCGGUGGUUGGAUUUGGGUGGACAUGAGAAGGCAAUAAAGAAAAUUGCGAAGGAAUUGGACACCAUUGUUGGCGAGUGGGUUGAAGAGCAUAAGCAGAGGAGAGCAAAAGGUGAUGCAAAAGGAGAGCAGGACUUCAUAGAUGCGAUGCUUUCUGUGCUUGAUGGUGCAGAACUUGGCGGUUUUGAUGCUGAUACGAUCAACAAAGCCACAAGCUUGGUACAUAAUAUGAUUGCAGCAGGUAGCGAUACCAUCAUGGUGACAUUGACAUGGGCAAUAUCGUUAUUGUUGAACAACUCGCACGUUUUGGAAAGAGCCUUAAACGAACUGGACACCAAAAUAGGUAGACAAAGAGUUGUGAGUGAGCAAGAUAUAAGCAACUUAGUCUACAUCCAAGCUAUUAUAAAGGAGACGUUACGUUUGUACCCACCUGCACCGUUAUCAGGGCCACGUGAGUUCACUGAGGAUUGCACCAUUGCUGGGUACCAUAUCAGAAAGGGCACCCGGUUAACCAUGAACCUCUGGAAGCUCCAAACUGACCCGAAAAAUUGGCCUAAGCCAUUUGAGUUCAAGCCAGAAAGAUUUCUUACCACCCACAAGAAAGUUGAUGUGAAGGGUCAACAUUUUGAGUUGAUUCCGUUUGGAAGUGGUAGAAGGGCAUGCCCUGGUUUGGCAUUUGGCCUUCAAAUGGUGCAAUUUACAUUGGCUAGUUUCCUACAUGCGUUUGAAAUCUUGAACCCGUCAAGUACACCAAUUGAUAUGACGGAGAGCUUUGGAUUAACCAAUAAUAAGAGAACUCCACUCAAAGUUCUCAUCAAACCUCGUUUGUCUUCUGAACUUUAUGGAUAAAAUAUAUAUAUAUAUAUAUAACAUUAUAUUUGUGAUAUGAAUAAGAGAUUUUUGUUGUUAUUAAUUAUAUACAUUAAUGUAUUUGUAAUCAUAAAAUCAAUAAAAAAAACUGCUAGCAAUAAUGAAUAUUCAGGAA
Messenger RNA from Pyrus x bretschneideri (Chinese white pear), 1809 nucleotides. RefSeq names its product cytochrome P450 CYP82D47-like. The transcript is spliced from 2 exons. Gene Ontology annotation, molecular function: oxidoreductase activity, acting on paired donors, with incorporation or reduction of molecular oxygen; iron ion binding; monooxygenase activity. Gene Ontology annotation, biological process: defense response to other organism. The record is from RefSeq and is a predicted model, not a curated record. NCBI's taxonomy places the organism in Eukaryota, Viridiplantae, Streptophyta, Magnoliopsida, Rosales, Rosaceae. The coding region runs from base 93 to 1673 and encodes 526 amino acids.